Etheostoma cragini (Arkansas darter) is the source of this 3619-nucleotide messenger RNA. RefSeq names its product TBC1 domain containing kinase (gene tbck). Gene Ontology annotation, biological process: protein phosphorylation; activation of GTPase activity. The transcript has 25 exons. Bases 171 to 2684 code for a protein of 837 amino acids. Gene Ontology annotation, molecular function: ATP binding; protein kinase activity; GTPase activator activity. Lineage: Eukaryota; Metazoa; Chordata; Actinopteri; Perciformes; Percidae. The record is from RefSeq and is a predicted model, not a curated record.
CUUUGUCGCACACAAAUAACGUCAUCGAUCACGUUAUCUCAGCUGUUUCCAUCACAUCGCAGAGGCAGGGAAGGAAUUCAUUUCAAACACAUUUUAUCAAUAAUUUCUAGUUAAUUCUGUCGUCAUGACCAUACAGCUUCUCCAUUAAGCUUCUUGAAGCCAGUGGUGAGAUGAGGCCCCUCAAAGACGCUCAGUUGGGGGCCCUCACCUUCUUUGCCUCAGCUCUACCUCAUGAUGUCUGUGGGAGCAAUGGUCUUCCUCUUACCCCCAACUCUAUUAAAAUACUGGGACGUUUCCAGAUCCUCAAGACCAUCACUCACCCCAGACUCUGCCAAUAUGUGGACAUCUCCCGAGGGAAACAUGAACGCCUGAUUGUUGUUGCUGAACACUUUGAAAGCAGUUUGAGUGAUUUUCAAAAACAGGGGAAAACAGCCAGCCCAGAGACAGUGCUGCGGAUAGCCUAUGAGGUCCUUGAAGGUCUGGAGUUUAUGAACAAACAUGGUAUGGUGCACAGAGCUCUCAGUGCACACAAUGUGCUCAUGGACUGCAAGGGGAAUGUCAAGCUGGUAAAGUUUGGCCUUUAUCACAUGACGGAUCAUGGGGCCGAUGUAGAUUUUCCCAUUGGGUACCCAUCAUACCUUGCUCCAGAGGUGAUUGCUCAGGGCUCCUUUCACCCCAGUGACUCUUCCCAUGAUGCAACUCCUCUGCCUUCAGGACCUAAGACAGAUGUCUGGUCUCUUGGGGUUUUGCUCUUUGAAUUAUAUGCAGGUAGACGACUGCUGCAGAAUAUUCAUAUAAGUGAGAGAUUGAAAUUCAUUCUAACCUUGGGUUGCAUGGACGACAUUGUCACUGUCCUUGCUGAGGAACACGGCUGCCUUGAUACUAUUAAGUCUUCCCUGCGCUGUGCACAUCUGGAGCUCCCAGAGGACAUCAGUGACCUUUGCAAAGAUGAUGAUGAAGACUACCUGUCAGAGCGGGCCAUAGAUGAGGUCUACCAUCUGUGGUGUCUGGCAGGGGGAGACUUGGAGAAGGAGCUGAUCAACAAGGAGAUCAUACAGUCCAAACCUCCAAUCUGCACACUGCCCAAUUUUGUCCUGGAAGACGGAGAGUCAUUUGGCCAGGGAAGGGAUCGGAGUUUCUUGCUUGAUGACACAACAGUGACUCUGUCUCUCUGCCAACUCAGAAAUAGACUAAAGGAUGUAGCAGGAGAAGCCUAUUACCCUCUACUGGAAGACGAACAGUCAAGUCUGCCUCAGUCCAACAGCAGCAAUGAGCUGUCGGCCACUGUUACGCUCCCACUCAUCAUCCGCGAGAGAGACACCGAGUACCAACUCAUCCGCAUCAUCCUCUUUGACAGGCUUCUCAAGGCCUAUCCUUACAAGAAGAACCUAGUGUGGAAAGAGGCCAGAGUGGACAUCCCCCCCCUUGUUAGAGGCCUGGCGUGGGCAGCACUGCUGGGCAUUGAGGGGGACAUUCAAGCCAAAUACGAGAGCAUAGACAAGGAUACUCCCAUACCAACUGACAGACAGAUUGAGGUGGACAUCCCACGCUGCCACCAGUACGACGAGCUGCUGUCGUCUCCUCAGGGCCACAUCAAGUUCAGGCGUGUGUUGAAAGCCUGGGUGGUCUCCCACCCUGACCUGGUCUACUGGCAGGGUUUGGAUUCACUUUGUGCCCCCUUUCUCUACUUGAAUUUCAAUAAUGAAGCCCUGGCAUAUGCCUGCAUGUCUGCCUUCAUCCCCAAGUAUUUGUACAACUUUUUCCUGAAGGACAACUCCCAUGUCAUUCAAGAGUACUUGACCGUCUUCUCCCAAAUGAUUGCCUUCCAUGACCCAGAGCUAAGCAACCAUCUAAAUGAGAUUGGCUUCAUCCCAGACCUUUAUGCUAUUCCAUGGUUCCUGACUAUGUUUACACAUGUGUUUCCGCUGCACAAGAUCUUCCACUUGUGGGACACGCUGCUGCUGGGUAACUCCUCUUUCCCCUUCUGUAUUGGCGUGGCCAUACUGCAGCAGCUCAGGGACCGUCUCUUGGCGAAUGGCUUCAAUGAGUGCAUCCUACUCUUCUCUGACCUGCCAGAAAUUGACAUUGAGCGCUGUGUUCGUGAAUCUAUCAACCUCUUCUGCUGGACUCCAAAGAGCGCUACAUAUCGACAGCAUGCCCAGCCGCCAAAGGCAGCUUGGGACAACGGCUUUGGGAAAGCAACAACCUACUACUCGUCUGACUACCAGGACAUGGCCAAGACAGACCUGUCUCGGGAGCCUCUGGCGCUGUCCGACCUCAAAGCAGAAGUAUCCCCGAGGAUCUCGGCUGAGGACUUAAUCGACCUCUGUGAGCUGUCAUUGGCUGGGCCCACCAAAAGGACAAAAGUCGGCAGGCCAAAAAUCAUUGCUGUCGACAUCCGCACUGUAGAGGACUUCAGCAGAGGCCAUAUAUCAGGCAGCAUCAACAUUCCCUUCAGCACAGCAUUCAGCCCGGAUGGUGAGCUGGUGCAGUGUCCUGCAACAGGAAUACUCCAGAACUACAGAGGACGUGUCAUUGUGAUCAUAAGCCACCCCAUGAAAAAUGCAGCUAUGUUUGCAGCACACUUGGUGAAGGUAAAUUUCCUACGGGUUUGUAUCCUGGAUGGAGGGAUCAACAGGCUGAAGCCCACUGGACUCCUGACUGUCCCCUCCCCUCAGAUUUGACCCCAAAUAGGCUUCACAUGAAAAAAGGAACGAGUUGAAAGACUGUAAAUUGCACUUUGAGCUGAUAUUGAAGCAAAGGAACACAUUUAUUUGCCUUUUUAAUACAUUCUAAUUAAACUGUGGUGCAAAAUUAAAAAAAAUAUGCAUUUUAAUAAAAAUCCCCUUUAUCAAUCCAGUUUGAAUUCAUGAACAAAUGUACUGGGCUAUAAGUUUAUUUCCGUCUUAAAAAAAAGUGUUCUGUCUCAAAACAAGAAUGAUUGAAUCAAUUAUUUCUGGAACAACUGCUUAGUGUUUUUCUUGCUUUGUACUGACAAAUUAAUAUGUCACCUGCCUGUCUGCUCUCAGCCAGCUGAUCUAGGGAACUGUGUUAUACACUCAGUGGCCACUUUAUAGGGUAAUGCAAUUCAGUGCAGCUGUUCUGCCAUGAAGUCUACUUUUAUGAUGACUAUAAUGUUCAAUGUUUAAGCAUUAGGCUAAUAGUUAGUGGUGGUGGUGUUGUACCCAGCCACAUUAUGUUCAGAGGUGUUUCUAACAUUCUGCUGGCCUCAUGUAUGUAAAUAGGAAGGACAAAUAAUUAGAGUCUUGUUAAAAACUCUUGUUACUAUAGUUCAGUACAAGACCAUCCUUUACUAUGACCUAAAUAAUAAACAUAUAUUACCACUUUGCUGAGAAUUUCAACAGAAACUGAAAAUUAUAAACUUUGAAAGUUGAGAAUACAUGGCAGAAUUGUAUAGAAUUGCAAAAGAGUACCAAAGAAAGUGGCCACUGAAUGUAUGUCUGUGGUAGAAACAAUCAAAAUAACUAGAAUUUGCACUUACUUGUCUCUGAAUUUUCUCUACUGUAUAAUUCACUAUAUGUAUUUGCAAUGCCACAAGAAAAUGGUGACCAUCAUGUUAGAGUUUUUUUAUAUAAAUAAACAAAAUCUGUUGAAGCUG